AUGGCGCGCUAUUGCGAGGUGCAACACUAUGCUGCUGGCGCGGGCGAGGCCGGCCAGGUGGCCCAGGAAGUCACCGUGCUAGCAGAGAGGCCGAACCUGAGCCUCGCGAAGGUGAGGACGGCGGAAGCGCAGGAGCUCAGCGAGCGGCGGGUGCGGCUUCUGAAGGAUGCGCACCUCCGGGCAGAGCAGCAGGUCGCCGUGCGAAAUACCAUGCUUGAGCUGGCAGACGAGCUUGACAGGGCUGCAGUGAGACGCCGAGAGUUGGAGCAGGCCAUGGUGCAGGAGCAGCUGCAGAGCGCGAAGCUGCAGGAGGAGCUCGCCACGUGGCCGGAGAAGUUGCAGAAGGUGCGGGACAAGUGGGAGGCCCUGCGCGUUGAGACGGUGACCUGGGGCAUCCGCGCCUCGGCACGGGAAGGGGCAGCCUUCCCACUGCUGCUCACCCUGGCCACCGAGGCCUCGGCAAACUCGGCAGGCAGCGUUGACAAGUGA
This is a messenger RNA of Effrenium voratum, 489 nucleotides long. The record is from the annotation of a GenBank genome assembly. Lineage: Eukaryota; Dinophyceae; Suessiales; Symbiodiniaceae.